ACCGACCCAAACUCGCACGCCUCCUCCACCUGCCCUGCUCCCAGAAAAUUUGCCGGCGUUGUUGCUGGGACCGGACAGUCUGCGGGGUGGCUGCGGGGCUCUGUUCCACCGGCUCGCCAGCUCACCCCGCUCUGUCCGCCUGUGCUGGUCCUGGUCCGAGGCGGCCUGAUUCAAAAUGACCUUGUACGGCUCUAGAUUCCUGUGGCUCUUCAAGAUGACCGUCUUCCUCUUAGGAGCUGGCUUGGUUUUGUUUAUGCACAGAGGGGUGGACCUUCACGAAAAGUUCAGCUUCCACCCAGAGCUCCCUCGUCCUGCUCAGGCUGUCCACCUGCCGAAGCUUCUACCUGAGAAACAUCUCAGGGACCUCUUUACCUACGAUGGAAUCUGGCUGUUCCCGAAAAACCAGUGCCAGUGUGAAACCAAACACCGGGGCUACCGCUUUCAGGAUGGCUACAGCCGGACAGACCUCCCUGCAGUGAAGGCGAGGAGACAGGCUGAAUUUGAACACUUUCAGAGGAGGGAAGGGCUGCCACGCCCACCGCCGCUGCUGGCUCCGCCCAACCUCCCCUUCGGGUACCCGGUCCACGGGGUGGAGGUGAUGCCUCUGCAUACUGUUCCUAUCCCAGGUCUCCAGUUUGAUGGACCCAACGCCACCAUCUACGAGGUCACCCUGACUGCUUCUCUGGGGACAUUCCACACCCUCGUUGACAUCCCAGACAGUGUGGUACAGGGCAGAGGUCAGAAGCGGCUGACCAUUUCGACCAGGGACCGGACGCUGUUGAAUUUCAUCCUCCAGCACGUGACCUACACCAGCACGGUGUACCAGCGCCACAAGGUGGACGUGGUGAGUCUGGAAUCCAAGUCCUCAGUGGCCAAGUUCCCAGUGACCAUCCGCCAUCCUGUCCUCCCCAAGUUAUAUGACCCUGGACCAGAGAGGAGACUCAGAGACCUGGUGACUAUUGCCACCAAAACUUUCCUCCGUCCCCACAAGCUCAUGGCCAUGCUCCGGAGUCUUCGUGAGUAUUACCCAGACUUGACUGUGAUCGUGGCUGAUGACAGCAAGGAACCUCUGAAAAUUAAUGACAGCCGCGUGGAGUACUACCUCAUGCCCUUUGGGAAGGGCUGGUUUGCUGGCAGGAACUUGGCCAUAUCUCAGGUCACCACCAAAUACGUUCUCUGGGUGGACGAUGACUUUCUCUUCAACAACAAGACCAAGAUUGAGAUGCUGGUGGAUGUUCUGGAGAAAACAGAGCUGGAUGUGGUAGGCGGCAGUGUGCUUGGAAAUGUGUUCCAGUUCAAGCUGUUGCUGGAGCAGAGUGAGCAUGGCGACUGUCUUCACCGGAGGGUAGGAUCUUUCCGGCCCGUGGACGGCUUCCCCACCUGCGUGGUGACCAGCGGCGUCGUCAACUUCUUCCUGGCCCACACGGACCGGCUGCUGAGAGUCGGCUUCGACCCCCGCCUGCAACGCGUGGCUCAUUCAGAGUUCUUUAUCGAUGGGCUCGGGAGCCUGCUCGUGGGGUCCUGCCCAGAUGUGAUUAUAGGUCACCAGGCCCACGCGUCACAGGUGGACCCGGAGCUGGCCGCCCUGGAGAAGACCUACAGCAAAUACCGGACCAACAGCAAUGCCCAAAUCCAGUUCAAGCAGGCUCUCCACUACUUCAAGAACCACCUCCAGUGCGCCACGUAAAGGUGUCCAGACAUCGGAAAAGCAUCAGGACUGUCCUGAAGACGGUGUGAAGUCACUGACGCAUGCCAACAUCCUCAUCUGUUCCGGCCAUUUCCUGUUCUUGAUAUUCUACAGUCUUGAGGAACAGUCUGUGUUCCAGACACCGGCAACGGUUUCAGGAUCACCAGCUUCCCUGAAGGUCACUGCUCCCUACCCCAGCUCUUCUGCACGAUGCUGCGUCUAAUCACCUUCUUGGAGAUUCGCAUCUGCAUACAGUUCUUUUUCUUAAUCUUUUGCUGGCGUGCUCCAACUGCCUUCAUAGCCUUCGGUCUUCCUGCUCCAGCUUCCAACAAGUCUUCUGUAUAAAAUCUACAUUUCUCAUCCUCCUUUAAAGUUUACCAGGAGCUUGCCAAGUUUUUCAUCAUGUAAUUGAGUAAUCUGCGUAACUACAUGUCUGUUUCCUCUCCCAUGCGCUUGGAGAAAGACCCCUGCUCUCUGCAUAUAAGGACUCAGAAGGCGUUACUCACAAAAGGGGAGAAAAAAGUGAUACAUUUGAUAUGAUCAAAAUGAAAACCUUCUGCUAAUCAAAAGGCACAGUUACAAAAGUGAAAAAAAUAAGCCACAGACCAGAAGAAAAUAUCUAUGAUACAAAUAUUUGGUAAAAGGUUCGUAUCACAUAUAUGUAAACAAUUCCUAUAAAUUAAUAAGAUGACAAUUUUUAAGUGGGAAAAAUACUUGAAGAAAUGCUUAGAGAAGAAUAUAACUAAAUGGCUAAUGAGCAUGUUUAAAAAAAAAAAGAUGUUCAACUUUGCGAACCAUCAGGAAACUGCAAAUUCCAGCCAUAAGGAGAGAUUAUUAUACACCCACCAGAAUGGCUGAAUUUAAAGGACUAACGGCUAAGACGUGGAGCAGCUGGAACGCUCAUACACUGCCGGUGGGAGUGUGAAAUUGUACGGCCACUUUGGCAAGCUGUGGGGUAGUUCCUAAUAAACAUAAAUGUACACCUAGCCUGUGACCCAGCAAUUCCAUUCCUGGUUAUGUGCCCUAAACCAAAUGUUAGCACAAGAAUGGUCACGGUAGCUUUAUUUAUAUCAGAUCCAAGGCGGAAAAAACCCCAAAUGUCCAUCCACUGGAGAAUGGACCGAGAAAUUGUGGUGUAUUCAUACAGUAGACUCCUACUUAGCAAUAAAAACAUGCUGUUGAUACAUAAAGUGCAAUGGAUGACUCUUAAAAAACAUUGUUAAUUAC
Messenger RNA from Phyllostomus hastatus (greater spear-nosed bat), 2914 nucleotides. RefSeq names its product beta-1,4-N-acetyl-galactosaminyltransferase 2 (gene B4GALNT2). Gene Ontology annotation, biological process: UDP-N-acetylglucosamine metabolic process; UDP-N-acetylgalactosamine metabolic process. The record is from RefSeq and is a predicted model, not a curated record. Gene Ontology annotation, molecular function: hexosyltransferase activity. Lineage: Eukaryota; Metazoa; Chordata; Mammalia; Chiroptera; Phyllostomidae. The coding region runs from base 176 to 1687 and encodes 503 amino acids. The transcript has 12 exons. Gene Ontology annotation, cellular component: Golgi membrane.